This is a messenger RNA of Copidosoma floridanum, 6348 nucleotides long. RefSeq names its product proteasome activator complex subunit 4B. NCBI's taxonomy places the organism in Eukaryota, Metazoa, Arthropoda, Insecta, Hymenoptera, Encyrtidae. Gene Ontology annotation, cellular component: cytosol; nucleus. Gene Ontology annotation, molecular function: peptidase activator activity; proteasome binding. The record is from RefSeq and is a predicted model, not a curated record. Gene Ontology annotation, biological process: proteasomal ubiquitin-independent protein catabolic process.
UAUAUAUAUAAUAAGUGAGGUUAUUUUGAUGUAUUAUCUAGUCAUUUGGUUUAGCUGAUGUGAAGAAAUUUUUUGAUUUUUUGAAAAAACGUGACGGCACACAUCACACUACUGAUAUUGAUUGUUCGUCUUUGUCGUUUUUGAGCGAGUAAUUUGUAUCGUCUGAUAAAACUGGAUCCAAACUUGUAUCUGACGUCUGUGUGGUGGGCACAUUAUGAUACUUAAAUGAUAACUAAACGAGGAAACAGUAUUUCAACGAAUUCCUAAUAAUUCUCCCACUCGAUGCAUGUUGAUCAACGUUUAGUUUUGAUCACUAACCAUAUACUUUUUGCAGAGCAGGUUAAAAAAUUAUAUCAUAUAAGUAUCUUUGUGUUUGCCUAAAAGCUGCUAAAAACAAAACUUGCUUUGUCCUCACUCCUUAGAGCGGUCUUGUUUGCAGAUAUACAGCGUGACUCGUGGAAACCAAAAUGACAACCAAAGUUUCCGCGAAAUUUUGGCUGGGAGAAACUUUAGUCACCUCAAAGUAGUUACUGUAAUGUGGGGGAUAAAGCGAACCGUUAACAGAAAGCGUUAAGCAGUCAAGUAUCGCCACGCCGACCCAUCAGUCCUACCACUAGUUAUCAGUAUUGUUUUUUUACUCAGGAUGGAUUCGUCAGAGGACAUCGAUGACAACUCCAAACAGUUCUCUGAUGAUCUGUCCGAUGAUGAGACUUUGGUCGAAGGGCUGCUGGCCAAUGAAACAGAAGUUAAGGGAAAGACUUGCUUUCAAAAAGAAAUACAUGACCUCAAGCUUCUUCCAUAUGCAGAUGAAAUUGAAAAAGAGGCUGAUACCUUAUUUACAGAGAUUAAAUAUAACUUGGGUCGAUACAUCAUGUUAAGAGACCUUGACAAUAUUACCGAAUAUUGGUAUCAUCUAGUAAGGUAUAUUAAGUUGUUUGACUUGAGGUUUACAAAGGAAGAUCACAUUUCCUUAAUUAAACUGAUAUAUGAAUUUAUGACUAUCCCAAAUUUAAAAUCAUUGUCAGUUGUCAGCAGCGGGUGGACCCUUAUUAUGCUUUUAAGAAAAAGUGACUUGAUUUCGCCUAACGAAUUGGAACUGCCGUGGAGACCUUUGUACGAAUUGUGCAAUAAUACAAUCAAUAAAACAGCAUGGAACAUUCCUCUUCAGAUUAACUCUCCUUCACUCAAAACCGUUCUUGAAAAAGUGAUUUAUGCAGCGAAAAUUUAUUUUCCUGCAAAUGCAACUCAAGAAAUACUCGACGAACUGCGAUCAGGAAUUUGUGCAUUUAAUUACGGUGUGACGCGUACAUCUAUCAAGAUGUUAGAAUGGUUUUUGCCGACUAUGAUGACGCCAGACCGCCAUGAGCAAGGCUUCAAGCUGUGGUUCGACGAAUUAUUGACCCUUUGGAAAAAUUGUACCAUGCUUUCGAUCGCUUCUAGUCUGUUGCACCUAUUCUCUGACUUGGCCUAUUAUAACGUUGGUUACAUUGACUGGGAGCCCUACAUACCUUUAAUGUUCACAAAAUUUGUUCAAAGCUUCGGUUUGCCAGUGAAUUACAAAAACAUAAGCUGCAGAAGUAAUCUUAAACUAUCACCCCGCCGCAUUGGGAUAUGGAUUGCAUCUGCUUUGGGAGGAAACUCUAGUGUUCAAGCCUAUUUGGAUAAAUUUUUAAAAACUGUUGAAACUUACUUUCAUCCUGCUAAUUAUGGUAACUGGCUUCACUCCCUUGAAGAAUUGUUUUUAACACUGUCAAAUGUUGUAGUUGUAAGGCUUUACAAAGAAAGAUAUCAGAAAAACAAAAGUAACAACCCUAGGUGGAAUCCACCGACUCCUGAAUCUCACAAAUUAACGGACGCCGACGUCGAUGCAUUUGUAAAUAGUAUGAUGCAAAUUGUUACAAUUGGCAUUUAUAACAAACGCUGCCACGAUUUAUUCGAAGCCUUGAGUUAUUUAGCAAUAACAAGGCCAAACAUUGUGAUACCUGUCGUAUUGGAAAAAGUGUAUCCUACUUUAGGUUUCGAAAUUGAGCCACACAAGCAAAUCAUUGCUUUCAACUGUAUGAUUGCUAUCGCUCGGCCGAUGGUUCUAGGCUCACGUCACAUCGAAAAAGAAUACGCAUUUCAAGAAGGACAAUUGUACAUACUGCCAUUGCUCUUUACGGCGUUGGCGGGUAUCGAUCCAAACGACCAAAACAAGUGCCUUGCCACGUUUAGACUCAUUCAGAUAUACGUCUCGAUGAUUCCAAUCGUGGACUGCUCCAAAUCGUCAGCAGUUACAAGCGAGGAUGAACGGCUUGUUUGCGAGGAUACGUCGCGCUUUGAAGAUUUUGUCUUGCAACUCAUGUCGAAGGUGUUUACGUUGAUCGAGUCUAGUACGUUUGAAUCGGUUAGGCUUGAGAGUACGAGAAGUAACGUCAAAAGUCAAUCGCAUUCCAAGUUUGAGAUGGAACUCAAUUUUUUGUUCUUGACACUGUUGCGCCAAUCUAGUCCAUCGUUGAGAAAUUUUGCGCUUUUCAAAUUGCGUAGCUUCAUCUUGGAAUCGACACUCGAAAUUCAGGUGUCGGGCCGAUUAGUUGCCACGCUCUGUGAAGUAUUUGCCCAAGUCCACGGUCCCGAAACUCUAAAAGCUCUGAUGCCCUUCAUCUCUGAGAGAUUUCACGAAUGCAUCGACGAAGACGACGCCUUUAAGGCUGAGCAUCUCAAUAAUCAAAUUCUCUUUCCGCUACUACUAUUAAGCCGUUUAGUAUUGACUCAGGGUGACGUUCUUUUACCCCAUGAAGACACUGUACUCGACGUCAUCGACAAAGCUAUUCAUUUGAAAUCACUCGAGGGUAACGAGCUUGGCUGCGUACUAUUGAGUAACACUUUGCAAGCGCUCGCUAACGUGAAUCCGAUCAAUGUCGAGCGAAAUCUCGACGAUUCCGAGUACCCACAUACAAGAGAUUGGGGCGUGACAUCCAAGAUUAAACGCAUCAAGUUUUAUGUGCCCGGCGAUAAUGAGGUAGCUGCUUUGGAGAGGAUUUUUAAGAGAUACUUUGUGCCGGUCAUCGCUGCGAUCGAGAAGUUUAUCGAAACGGGAAAUUCAUUGUCACGGGAUGACUUGGAACGUACUUUGAGGAUUCUUUCUUACAUCUUGAAGGGAUGUAAUGGAUUUUUGCCGGUCUGGUCGGAGCCUCCGUUACAAAUGAAACGCAUGCGGGAUAAAAAAGUGUUUGAAGCGGCAGUAGGUUUCAAGGGGGAAAUCAAAAUGCCCGACGGCAGUAAUGUCAGAUACUUUUUGGCGCGAUUAAUAUCCCGACUCCAAGAAGUUAUGAUGGCUAAAGUUGAGGACGAUACGAAAAGUUUCUUUCAGCUGAUUGUGGUUUGGCAAUACGUUCUCUUUGGCAAAAUUUUUUCCGAGACAAGUUUCAAGUAUUUAACGAAUUUCCAUAAUUCGAUGUAUCCGGUUAAAUAUCGAUUGACUGGCUGCAAGGGCUGGUUCGUAACGUACAAACUGGCCCGAGUUUAUAUGCUUCAGGGCUUGCGCAGGCAAUCUGCCGACUAUCCAACAACCGAGACUCACAAAUCAAUACUCUUGAACUUGUUUAAACUAAGCAUCAGUCACUAUCCUGGAGUUCGCAUAAAAUCCCAAGAUGCAAUUUUGAAUUCUCUAAUGUUUUUUGGAAAGGUCGAUGUGAUUUUGUUACCUGAUAUUAUCGAAGUUCUUCAACGAGAUCCUACUGCUCAUCAUGAUGCUUUUAAAGGAAUUUUAUACCUAUUAAUAGGACAGGCGAGUGGGUCUGAUUGUCUUAUGAUCUCGUUGGAUUGGGAAUUCACGAGAAAACUAUGGCCAGCCAUUGCCAGUUCCAGAAGUUCUGAAAAACCUUCGAUAGUUCGUUUGAAAAAAGCAAUCGCUGAAGCGCUAAGAGACUAUUACUCGUCGGUCAACUUGAGAGCAACAAUACCCGAUUCAACUGUAUCUGCGGCGGAAAAGCUCUGGGACACUGGGUUGAAACUAAUCGAACCGAAACCCAGCGAAGAAGAAAUGAACAAGGGAAUCGAAAAUUUGCGCAAAAUCGAAGAAGAAAACUUUAGGUGGUACAACGAGAUCAUGGACGAGCUCUUGAUUGCUCUGGUCGACAAAAAUAAGAUUUGGAAUGAUCGUCUGGUUAGCAUGAAUUUCAUGUACGUUCUCCUCAACGAUGAAGUCAUUGUUUCCGCCCCAACCGUACGGUUUUUUCUAAAUUCCUUGCUGCACGAUACGAUACACGAAAGAAAGGCUGCUUUGAGAGUGCUUACAACAAUUAUGAAGCAGUUGAAGAAAAAAUAUCCCAAGAUUGAAAUAGAAAAUCCGUCUAUCAGUGAGUAUUCGUCGUUGCCAGGCCCCAUUAAACCUGGUUCCAGACCCGAUAAUGCCUGGCUCCAGUACAAUCGCGAGACGUGCCCAACCAGCCAGGCAGACUGGGAUGAGCCUCGUUACGUGAACAAAAUCAACACUGGCUACUACGCGUGGCCUAGAAAACUCAAAGUCUGCGCUCCCUCGGCCAAACAGAGUCUUUUUGACCGAUCCACGUACAAGGAACAAGAUUUGGAGAUUAUUCGUUUCUUCGAGGAGACGCUUAACGUGGACAAACUCAUCGAAUACCUGAGCCUCGAAGGUAAAAAAGUUUUGGAAAAAUUCGACGACAACCGGCGAAUCUUCUUCAAAAGUCUGUUUCGCAACUACGGCGACUCUUUCCUGCCACAUUUUCUGCCCCACCUGCGUCGCCUUGUCGUCGAAAAGCAAAACGCGUCCCAGCGCUGCGCUGCCGAGAUAAUAGCGGGCAUAGUUCAGGGCUCGAAACACUGGACCUACGAUAUGGUCGCCCGGAUGUGGGAGGGUCUGCUACCGAUACUGCGCAAAGCCAUGAGCAAUCUGACCGGCGAGUUUAUAGUCCACUGGCAGGCCUGUAUGGUGCGGAUCUGCAUGCAGCGCGAUCCAAAGAGGCUCCACUGGUUGCUCGAGUUUCUGCUCGAGGAGACUCCCAAGGAGCAAUCCGUUGAAGCAUCCAUCGUUCAAUACGGACGCAUCAUGAUUUUGCAGAGUGCCAUCGUGCCUAUCGCCUGGAAGUCGGUCGACCUGUUGCACCGAACGCUCAAGUACUUGGAGAGCCGCAUCGAGCAGAGAAUCUUCCGCACGGUCAGGGACGCUUUGGUGACGACGCUUAAUUUGAUCCUCAACGAGAACCUACAGCUGACAACCGUGAGCGACGAGCCGAACGGUACGAAGUUUAUAGACAAGUUUUAUCCAAAGGUGCAAUCGUUACUCGAAAAAGACGCCACGGCUUUGCAAGACUCAUCCACGAGUGCCAUGGAAACGGAGCAACCAAACGGGAUCGACCUCGAGCGGGAGAACACGGUCCGUUUGUUCAAGACGAUCUGCAUGUGGAUCUACUGUGCGUCGCGGACCUCGUUCAGCCAGAAUCUCUCGAGUUUCUACAAAAUGCUGCCUCUGAUGUGCCAGUUGGAAAACGACGACAAGGACGAGGAGCUGUCGAAGAUCUGUACGCAGUCCAUCGCCGCUCUGGCCCACACUGUACACCGUGGCGAGCACAUACCCUCGGCUCUCGAGUCUGUGCGUCUUGUCUGCCAAAGUGACUCGUGGUCGUCCCGAGCCAACUGCCUCGAGUUUUUGCAGGUGUUGGUUUUUCACAAUAUGAGCUUGUUUUUGAGCAACGAGGGCUGGAUACGUGACGUGCAAAAUGUUGUGGUGAAAUGUCUGGAGGAUGAGAGGCUCGAGGUCAGGGAAAAAUCCGCCAAGCUACUUGGCGGAUUGCUUCAUUGUAACGUCAUACCCGAUCAGGAAGCUCUUCUGGAAGAGUUCAAGAAAAAAACGAGAACGAAACUCGUUAAAAAAAAAAAAGUAGUCAAUUGUCCUAAAGCUGCUCGUGUUCGUCAUGCUAGUAUUCUCGGAAUGUGCGCCUUCAUUCUAGCGUAUCCUUACGAUAUUCCCAAGCACGUUCCACCGAUUUUCGAGUGUCUCAGUUUUCACCUUAACGAUCCUGAGCCAAUACCGACUACCAUUCAUAAAACGGUAAACGAAUUUAAGCGUACCCACACUGAUGGUCUGGCAGAAAAAUUUACGGAAGAGCAAUUUGCAGUUUUGCAAGAUUUGACUGUCCCGCCAUCGUACAUUGUGUGAUUGUGAAAUUAAAAUUAAAUUAUAACGACGAAUGGAAUUGGAAAGUUUUAUUUAGCUAGACGAGUAAUGAAAAAAUAUUUCAAAUUAAAUUUUUAUUAUUAGUCGUAGAGUCGACCUUUUUAUUGUAGAUAUACGUGUGCAAAUGCAUCAAAAGUAUUGUAUAACGCCUUUUUUUUUUUUUUUUAAUA